Molecule: messenger RNA, 841 nt
Organism: Cornus florida
Lineage: Eukaryota; Viridiplantae; Streptophyta; Magnoliopsida; Cornales; Cornaceae
Product: protein C2-DOMAIN ABA-RELATED 10-like
Exons: 3
Coding region: 157-666 (169 amino acids)
Source: RefSeq, a predicted model, not a curated record
CAAUUAAUAUAUAUACAGAUAUGUAUGUUUAUAUAUAGCCAAACUGUUUGGCCAAUUAAUACGUACAACUCUUGUAUUAAUCGAGUUGUAUUGUAUUAGAGGGAGGGAGGUGGUGGUGGUGUCCUCUAUAUUACAUAUCGGAGUCCCAUAAAUUAUAUGGACAAAAUGUUGGGUAUUCUAAAAGUUCGCGUUCGCCGAGGCAUCAAUCUUGCCGUUCGUGACUUCGAUACCAGUGAUCCUUAUGUUGUCAUCACCAUGGCUGAACAGAGACUAAAGAGUAAAGUAGUGAAGAAAAAUUGCAAUCCGCAGUGGAAUGAAGAGCUAACUCUUUCUAUUAAGGAUCCAAAUGUUCCAAUCAAGCUGACAGUGUAUGACAAAGACACAUUCACUGGAGAUGACAAAAUGGGUGAAGCGAUGAUAGAAAUCAAACCAUAUCUAGAGAGUUUGGAUAUGGGCUUGAAUUUGGAAGACCUUCCACCGGGUACUAAACUCGAUAGAGUUCAGCCAAGCAAGAACAACUGCCUAUCCGAGGAGAGCUGCAUUGUUUGGGACAAUGGUAAAGUUGUGCAAGACAUGCGCCUGAAACUGAAAAACGUAGAACGUGGGGAAGUGGUUGUCCAAAUUGAGUUUAUUGACCAUUUAGGCCGUAGCGGUUUCAGAAGUUGAGGUAUGCUCUGUAUCUGUUUGCUUGCUUGCUGUGUGUUGUAACUUGUGAGGAGGUAUCCUAGAUUGGUUUCAGACACUCUAUGUAAUGAAUGUUUGUAUGUUGUAAUAAACAUCUUGGAGUGAGUGAUAAAUAUUGGUAUUGAUUGUCUUAUACAAGAGGCUGAUCUUUAGCUAA